AUGUACAAAUUUUUCGUUGAAACGGAGCAGUAUCUGAAGUUGAUCAGCCAGCAGCCCGUCUAUGAAAAUGGUGCCGCGAUCGGCGAAGUCCUCUGUCAGAAGGCCCACGCGUUGCAGAAGCAUUUUGAGGAAUAUUUGCCUCAUGCACGCCUCUGCGGCGAGCAGUUGUUGGAUCUCGCUGACGAUAGACGUGCCCUGCUGCGUGGCAUCAGCCCGGGGAUUUCGAAAUUG
Molecule: messenger RNA, 231 nt
Organism: Mesorhabditis spiculigera
Lineage: Eukaryota; Metazoa; Nematoda; Chromadorea; Rhabditida; Rhabditidae
Source: the annotation of a GenBank genome assembly